AUCGUAUUCACAACUUCUUCACCGCGUCUCACUUCAAACCGUGUGCAUUAAACCUUGCUCCUUUUUUCAACGCGAGUUACUCCAAACCAAACUUUUUAUUCACUCCCGAUAGCAUAUUUCGAAUCCACAUCCCUGCCGGGUCCUCACCGGUCCGAUCGAAUUGUAAAACAGACCAGAUAUCCCGCGAUCUGUGGCUGCUUGAAACAGCUCUACGAAUCCCGUGUACCGAGCGGAAAACUUUUCGAGUCGUGCCGGGAUGUUCUUGCAUAAUGAGACUAUCAUUAACGGUCCACUGGCUUUCAUCGGCGAGGAAACGGGGUAUGUUCCGUCGAUGCGAGAAAGAUUUCUGGGUUGGAAUGUGCCGCCAGAGAAUUCCGAUCUCGUACACCCCCAUUGGAGAGGAUUCCUUGCACCUGGAAAAUUUUGGCACAUUGGACUGGCGCUCAUCUACACGAUACUGUUAGUAAUGUCUGUCGUAGGAAAUUCUUGCGUCAUAUGGAUAUUUAGCACAUCAAAAUCGUUGAGGACGCCUUCGAACAUGUUCAUAGUUAGCCUGGCGAUAUUCGACAUAAUAAUGUCUUUCGAAAUACCAAUGUUCGUGAUAAGCAGUUUUAUGGAACGUAUGCUCGGUUGGGAAAUCGGCUGCGCUAUCUACGCAGCCUUAGGUUCGGUCUCUGGAAUGGGGCAAUCCAUUACGAAUGCCGCCAUCGCCUUUGAUCGAUACAGAACCAUUUCCUGCCCGAUCGAUGGACGGCUCAACUCGAAACAAGCCGGGGUAAUCAUAGGUCUCACGUGGUUCUGGGUGACACCGUUCACUGUUUUACCGCUGCUGAAAGUCUGGGGUCGAUUCACUACCGAGGGUUUCCUUACCACUUGUUCGUUUGAUUUCCUCACCAACGAUCAAGAUACGAAAGUUUUCGUGAUGUCUAUCUUCAUCUGGUCCUAUGUGAUUCCUUUAACUUUUAUCGUAUACUUUUACUCUCAAUUACUCAAGUCUAUUCGUAAUCACGAGAAGAUGCUACGAGAUCAGGCAAAGAAGAUGAACGUGAAAUCACUGGUGUCGAAUCAAGAUAAGGAGAGGAGCGUUGAAUUGAGAAUCGCUAAAGUCGCAUUUACCAUCUUCUUCCUCUUCCUUCUAGCGUGGACACCAUACGCGACUGUCGCUUUAAUCGGAGCAUUUGGCAAUCGAGAACUUUUAACGCCGAUAGCUACGAUGUUACCUGCAGUGUUUGCGAAAACCGUAUCUUGUAUCGACCCAUGGAUUUAUGCGAUCAGUCAUCCAAGAUAUCGACAAGAAUUGCAGAAACGGUGCAAGUGGAUGGGCAUUCACGAACCAGAAACAACUCACGAUUCCGCCUCUGUCCAGACUGAAAAGGUCAAGACCGAUGAUGCAUAAAUCGAGCGUCCUAAACUUUGCAACUCGAUGCGCUUGUUGGCAUGGCUGUUUUUCGAGUACUUGGAUCGAGAUGCACUGAACAAGCCACCACGAGUGCCAUCUCGAUCUUUCGUCUUUGGUUUUUACUUUCAAUUUCCGUAUAAAUACGUGGAGUCUGAAAUUCUACGUAAUUAUACACGACAGAUUGCAACAUACAAUCGAUUGUACUCUUAUUAAAGCAUUAUUAAAGUAAAUUAC
Eufriesea mexicana is the source of this 1633-nucleotide messenger RNA. RefSeq names its product Rhodopsin 5 (gene Rh5). The record is from RefSeq and is a predicted model, not a curated record. The coding region runs from base 257 to 1396 and encodes 379 amino acids. Gene Ontology annotation, biological process: visual perception; G protein-coupled receptor signaling pathway. Gene Ontology annotation, molecular function: G protein-coupled receptor activity. Gene Ontology annotation, cellular component: membrane. NCBI's taxonomy places the organism in Eukaryota, Metazoa, Arthropoda, Insecta, Hymenoptera, Apidae. The transcript is spliced from 8 exons.